Triticum turgidum subsp. durum (durum wheat) is the source of this 1290-nucleotide messenger RNA. The record is from the annotation of a GenBank genome assembly. Lineage: Eukaryota; Viridiplantae; Streptophyta; Magnoliopsida; Poales; Poaceae.
AUGGCGAGCGGGGUGGAUAGCAUCAGCGCCCUCCCGGACGACGUCCUCCACAGCGUGCUCCGUUUACUUCCGGCCGAAGAGGUGGUGCGGACGUGCGUGCUCGCCCGGCGCUGGCGCGGCGUCUGGAGAUCCGUGCCCUCCCUCCGCUUCAACGGCGCCGAGGGGUGGGGCAGUGCCGACAGAUUCGCCCAGUUCGUCGACCACCUGCUCCACCUCAGAUUCGGGGGCGACGGGGGCGCACGGGCGCCUCUGGAUUCCUGCGAAUUCGACUUCGACGCCGACGGAUUCAUGCAACUGCCGGCUAACGAGCGGCACGCGAGCCACUGGAUCUGGCAAGCCGUGCCCCAUGUCCGGGUGCUUCGGCUUCAUGUCACCGAGUUCGACCAGGAACCCUCACCACUAUCUGAUCUGCGUCUCGUUUCCCAGCACCUCACGAGAUUAGAUCUUGUUGGUGUAGCUGUCAACGACAGCGUUAUGGAUUUUUCACGCUGUCCGGCAUUGGUGGAACUGAGUAUGGAGGUCUGCGAUGUUUUCGCCAACCAGCUCUUGUCUCCAUCCUUGAAGCAUCUGCGCAUUGCCCGCUACUUUACUGCCGAGGAUAGUCGCAUUCAUAUUUCUCUACCAAGUCUCGUUUCGCUCGAGUUGAUUGUAUGCCGCCAAGGAAGGAGCCCAUCGCUCGGAAGCAUGCCGCUGUUAGCAAGAGCUGUUGUUGUACUUAAGAAUGAUUGUGCUGAUCGGUGCUUUAAGGGUCGAUUUAAUGAUUGUGGUGAUACAUGUUAUGGUUGUCGUUAUUAUUAUGGAGAUCCUGAGUUUGGACCUACUUAUGACCGCAACGACAGCAUAUUUCUCAAAGGUUUGUCCGAGGCUACGGACUUGGAGCUGUCAGCUGAUUCUGAUGUGAUUCUUUUUGACAGGGAUUUGAAGUGGUGCCCUACAUUUACCAAGUUAAAGACUUUGUUACUCAAUGACUGGUGCUUGGCUGCUGGCCACAAUGCAUUAAUCUGUUUUCUCCAGCACUCACCAAUUUUAGAGAAGCUUACACUUCAACUUUCUAAGGGACGUUCAUAUGUAAGUGAAACACAAGGAAUAUACAAACCAUUGGGACAGUCAGUUGCAUCCAACUGUCUUAAGAUAGUUGAAAUCAAAUGUGCAAAUGUUGAUAGUAAGGUUCACAGACUUUUGAAGAUAUUGACUACCUAUGGCAUACGCCUUGAGCAAAUUAGGGUCCAACAUACUAGCAGAAUUUCUGGAUCUGAAUGCUUCAACUUUGUUUGCACUGAUUUCAGCUAA